This is a messenger RNA of Sardina pilchardus (European sardine), 1260 nucleotides long. RefSeq names its product OVCA2 serine hydrolase domain containing (gene ovca2). Gene Ontology annotation, biological process: response to retinoic acid. The transcript is spliced from 3 exons. Gene Ontology annotation, molecular function: hydrolase activity. Gene Ontology annotation, cellular component: cytoplasm; nucleus. The record is from RefSeq and is a predicted model, not a curated record. Bases 126 to 809 code for a protein of 227 amino acids. Lineage: Eukaryota; Metazoa; Chordata; Actinopteri; Clupeiformes; Clupeidae.
CAUCUAUUUUCAUAGAUGUAUUCCUGUCAAACUCAAACCAUAGACACAUGCGCAAGGUUUCCAAGUGGCGAUGUGACUUCUUUCAAGUUGUGUAUUCUUUAGUAGGAGACUAUUAGAUCAGACUCAUGUCUGCCACCACGGCACUGCGUAUCCUUUGCCUUCAUGGCUACCGUCAGAAUGCGGUCAGCUUCCGGGAGAAAACGGGAGCUUUAAGGAAACUGCUGAAGAACCGGGUAGAGCUCGUGUAUAUCACGGCUCCUCUCGAAGUCCCAAGUCAGGUGGACAGUGGUCAGGCCCCUGGUCCGGGCUCUGCUGUGUGCGCUGAGGCCCCGUGUGGCUGGUGGUUCUCUGACGGCGGGCAGCGCAGCUUCGACGCGGGGCAGGUGUGUGAGGCGAGCGACGGGCUGGAGGCCAGCGUGGACGUGGUGCGGGCGGCGGUGCGCGAGCAGGGCCCCUUCGACGGGCUGCUGGGGUUCAGUCAGGGCGCCGCCCUGGUGGCCAUGCUGCUGGCGCUGCAGGAGGGCGGGCAGGAGCCCGAGUUCCGCUUCCGCUUCGCCGUCCUCAUCUCGGGGUUCCGCAGCGCCUGCGUCCAGCACGCACGCUUCUACAGCGCCCCCAUCGCCACGCCGACGCUGCACGUGUUCGGGGAGGUGGACGCCGUCAUCCCCAUUCACAUGAGCCGCGAUCUCCUCGCCGUCUUCACGGAGCCCGCCGCUCUCACACACUCAGGAGGACAUUUUGUACCGGCGGCUUCUGCACACAAACCCGAUUACCUGAGCUUCAUCCAGAGGUUCCAGAAACACACCUGAACUUCAUCCAGAGGUUUCAGAAACACACCUGAACUUCAUCCAGAGGUUUCAGAAACACACCUGAACUUCAUCCAGAGGUUUCAGAAACACACCUGAACUUCAUCCAGAGGUUCCAGAAACACACCUGAAGUCCUCGUCUUCAUCUGUGUUUUCUCAGGGUCUGCUGUACUGUGGGGUUUUCUCAGGGUCUGCUGUACUGUGGGGUUUUCUCAGGGUCUGCUGUACUGUGGGGUUUUCUCAGGGUCUGCUGUACUGUGGGGUUUUCUCAGGGUCUGCUGUACUGUGGGGUUUUUGACUUGAAAUAAAAAUGUCUCUGUACUGGCUCGUGGUUUUGACUGCUGGAUGCAAAUGCAUAUUUUAUAUUAUAUUAUAUAUUAGCCCCUUAUUGGCUCUUGUGACCUGAUGUUCAGUGCACAGUUCCGUUCCACAUUUGAGGACGCAAUACCAGUUC